Molecule: messenger RNA, 5403 nt
Organism: Electrophorus electricus (electric eel)
Lineage: Eukaryota; Metazoa; Chordata; Actinopteri; Gymnotiformes; Gymnotidae
Gene: slc9a6a
Product: solute carrier family 9 member A6a
Biological process (GO): potassium ion transmembrane transport; sodium ion import across plasma membrane; regulation of intracellular pH
Cellular component (GO): recycling endosome; plasma membrane
Molecular function (GO): potassium:proton antiporter activity; sodium:proton antiporter activity
Source: RefSeq, a predicted model, not a curated record
UGGAAGCAGGAACAAUCCACACAUCGUUUCUGGCUUGGUAUUGAAUUCGCUCCUUGUAUAUGCUAUUUUCAUGAGCUGUUAUUAAACCUACCAUUUAUUUAUUUUUUUAAACCAAAAAAGAAAUGUCAACAUGGGCUCUAGAUGGAAACUCAGUAUGACAGAUGGAGUUUGGGGAAAACUGUGCGCUCUCACCAGCUUGUCGGUGUGUUUGUGGGUGUGCGGAGCUGAGGACAGUGCGAUGGAGAAUAUCGUGACUGAGAAGAAGGCUGAGGAAAGCCACCGACAAGACAGCGCCGAUCUGCUGAUUUUCAUUCUGCUCCUCACCCUCACAAUCUUAACUAUAUGGCUGUUCAAACAUCGUCGAUUCAGGUUUUUACACGAAACGGGCCUGGCAAUGAUUUAUGGAUUGCUUGUUGGGGUUGUUCUGCGAUAUGGGAUUCAUGUACCUCGUGACAUCAACAAUGUCGCACUGAGUUGCCUCGUUGAUUCCAGCCCAGCCACACUGCUAGUAAAUGUCAGUGGCAAGUUCUAUGAAUACACUCUGAAGGGUGAGAUCAGUGCCAGUGAAAUCAGUGACGUUCAGGACAAUGAGAUGCUUCGUAAGGUAACAUUUGACCCGGAGGUGUUCUUCAAUAUUCUUCUGCCCCCAAUUAUAUUUCAUGCUGGAUACAGUUUAAAGCGGAGACAUUUCUUCAGGAACAUGGGCUCCAUUCUAGCUUAUGCCUUUGUUGGAACAGUGGUCUCCUGCUUCAUUAUUGGGUUGCUGAUGUAUGGCUGUGUGACUCUGAUGAAGCAUAUCGGUCACUUGGCUGGAGAGUUCUUCUUCACUGACUGCCUGUUCUUUGGUGCCAUUGUUUCUGCCACUGACCCAGUGACGGUCCUGGCCAUCUUCAACGAGCUGCAGGUAGAUGUCGACCUCUAUGCUCUACUGUUUGGAGAAAGCGUACUCAACGAUGCUGUUGCUGUGGUGCUCUCCUCUUCAAUCGUGGCGUACCAGCCUGAGGGAGACAACACUCACACAUUUGAAGCCAUGGCUAUGCUGAAGUCCUUUGGCAUCUUCCUGGGCGUCUUCAGUGGUUCCUUUGCUCUCGGAGUGGCGACCGGAGUAAUGACCGCCUUGGUCACCAAGUUCACCAAAUUGCGGGACUUUCAGCUGCUGGAGACGGCGCUCUUCUUCCUCAUGUCUUGGAGCACGUUCCUGCUGGCAGAAGCCUGUGGCUUCACUGGUGUGGUUGCAGUUCUCUUCUGUGGAAUCACUCAGGCCCAUUACACCUAUAACAACCUUUCCCCAGAGUCACAGGACAGGACCAAGCAGUUGUUUGAGCUCCUGAAUUUCCUAGCUGAGAACUUCAUCUUCUCCUACAUGGGCCUGACCCUGUUCACGUUCCAGAACCACGUCUUCAACCCUAUCUUCAUUGUGGGAGCCUUUUUGGCUGUUUUUCUUGGCCGUGCUGCUAACAUCUACCCGCUCUCCUUCCUACUCAACCUGGGCCGCAGGAAUAAGAUCAGCUCCAACUUUCAGCAUAUGAUGAUGUUUGCAGGUCUCCGUGGGGCUAUGACCUUUGCCCUCUCGAUCAGGGACACGGCCACGUAUGCACGGCAGAUGAUGUUCUCCACCACUUUGCUGGUGGUCUUCUUCACCGUGUGGAUCUGUGGUGGAGGCACCACUCAGAUGCUCUCCUGCCAGCGCAUCCGUGUUGGAGUCGACUCAGAUCAGGACAAUUCGAUUGGCCCUGAUGGAGUAGAGAGGAGAAGCACCAAGCAGGAGAGUGCCUGGUUAUUUAGGGUCUGGUACAACUUUGACCACAAUUACCUGAAGCCCAUCCUGACCCACAGUGGGCCCCCGCUCACCGCCACUCUGCCGUCCUGCUGCGGACCCCUGGCGCAGUGUCUGACCAGCCCUCAGGCCCGUGAGAAUGAGGUGCAGCUCAGAGACGACGACUCUGACCUCAUUCUGAACGAUGGCGACAUCAGCCUGACAUACGGCGACAUCACGGUGAGCACGGACGUGGCGGGCGUGCAUUCCAGCGGAGCGCCGGCGAGCGGCAUGGGCGUCAGCUCCGAGGAGGCACUGGACCGGGAGCUGGGCAUCAGUGACCAUGAGCUGGUGAUCCGCGGCACGCGCCUGGUCCUUCCCAUGGACGACUCGGAGCCCCCCAUGCCUCUGGACCCCCACCGCCACCGGGAGCUCUGAGCUGUGCGGCGGGAACCAAAAAAAAAGCCGACAAAAACCACACGUGACACACGAGUCCGAGGCGUUCCUGUUCAUCUGUCCAGCUCUCUCAUCACUGUCUACCACUAGCACCAUGUGAAGCGACCCCUCUCUCUCUCUCGCUCCCUCUCUCCUCUUCUCUUACAGAAGUGGCUGGUAUGUCUCUACCUCAUUGGUCACUUUUUUUUUUUCUUCUUUCGUCUCCUCUUAGGACAUUGGUGUAACCGAAUCCAUCCGUUUGCGCUACAUAAACCGUCCAGUCUGUCUGUCUCGCUGACCGUCUCCCCCCCCCACGCUUGGCUGUUGACCAGACCGCGUGACGUCUUCCGGCAUCGUGGUCUCGUUUGGCAUGAUUCUGCUUUCUCUCGGUCUUUGAGGCGGGCGGCGGGCGCCAGUUUCUCGUCCGCUGUAAGGUGUAACAUAGCCGCAGCCUAGCGUGCAUGCUAACUCGCGCUUUCUGUUGGCGAGUGAGAGAUCUUUCUAAGGGGCAUUUGUGUGGGGUCAGUGGAAAAGUUUCAAAGUCUUAUGCCUGCAGAUUGUUUUUUUUUUUUUUUUUUUCCUCCCUGAAUGAGGAUUCAAAAACAGAGGCAUACUAACUGGAUGAAUUUGACUUUGCUGUGCGGUUACAACCAAGUGCCUGUUGUAUGUGUUUUGUUUUUUUUUUUAAUUUUAUUUUUUUUAUGUUCCUUGGGAGAAAAAACAACACUGUUUUCCACUAGGGGGAGACCUUUUAUCUUGAUAAUGAGUUUGUAUAUGUCUGAAUUGCGUGCUUGCAGCUGUCUGAAAGAGGGAUGUUUCUCACUUGGUAUAACUUGUGAUUGGCUGCAGAGGGAUGUCUGUAACUCGGCAUGACUUGUGAUUGGCUACAGAGGGAUGUCUGUCGCUCUGUGUAACCUAAUAGGCUGGAUUUCACAAAUUGACCUCUGACUGUGAUUCGGGAUUUACAUCUUGUGUCCAUGUUCUUGCCAGUAAGAUGUUCUAUAAUCAAAGGUUAUAGUGCAAAAGUUGAGGUUUUUUUGUCCUGAUUUUCUUAAUAACAGCAUAGUGAUGGCCUCUAAUUGUUCAUAUUGAUUUCUCAGUGCAGCCUUUAAUGACAAAAAUGUCACCAUUUGACACAGUUUAACUGAUUGUUUAACAUAAUCCAUGAUAUGUGUUAGUAACAGAUAUUUACAAGUCUUUAAAAUUCUAGCCUCUGCUUUCUACCAUGGCACCCGAGGAGGCAGGUGCACAUGUAAGGAUAAUAUAAAGUGAAAAACCUUUGCUUGCUUGAUCUUGGACUAACAUUCAGCUUUUUUUGUUUCAACUUUUGCAUGACGUGUUGUGUGAUCAUGCAUCACUGAGUGUUCUCCGACGUUUUGUGGAGUUUCUAUGGAUUUUAAAACGGAUUGAGAAACAGUCUAGGUUGGUGUGGAAUAUCGGCACAUUGCAGUUUCUGUGUCGCUCAGAUUCCAGGAGUCGGCCGUCUGAGCGUUGAUAUUCUGUGUAUUCUAAUAGGGCUAAAAGAGGUAGCACUUUUAAGCUUUUUGGUUGAAAAAAAAAUGCUGAUUGGGAAAUUGGCAACUUCAAUUUUGAUGACAGGACAAAAGAACAAGUAAAAGCUGUUGGAAGCAGUUUAAUUUGUUGCAGUUUUGAUUUUACUGACACUAUAAAUAUAUAGUGAGUUAAGUAAAAUGAAAUGACUGAUUUUUGAAUAUACUUUCCAGAGAAUAGUUUGCUUGGGCUAAAGGACAAAAAAAACAAACAAACAAAAAAAAAACCCACUUGGCACAAAGCCAGACUGCAGCUUCCAGCGAACGACUUUUUGUUGUCGUCGUGGCUUGUGUCUUCUGUUUGGUCAUUGCUGUCAUGGUGCCAGCCAGACACAUGCACGUGGUACCCUGUGGGAAAACUGCACGGCUGUAACGCUGGGUCUGCCGGUCGGGGCUGGUGCAGACCAGACUCUGCCUAGGGGACGGUGCGGUUGUGGACAGAGGCCCAGCGUGCUCUGAGGGCAGGGGCAGGUACUGCUGUUCUGACGGAGAGCAGCUGGGGUCUCCACCCCCCCCCCAACGCUGUUAUCGCCUGCUGUGCAGGACUUGUAGAUAGAGCGUAGCAAAGUAUUCUUGCAGACAUGCCACUUGAUCACAUGACCCGCAGGAACAGGGGGUUGGUAUUUGGUCAGGAAGCGGCGUUGAGUAUGACUGCAGUUUUGCACUUUUAGAAUUUUUUUUUUUUUUUCCCCCAAUUUGGCUUGUUCUUGCCUUGUUGAUUUGUUGCUGUUCCUUGAAAUAUCUGCUAUUUGUUUAUUUCAUUUUGUAAUGGUAGAUUUUCAGAUUAAGGAAUAAAUACACGUACACGUACUACCAUACUGUUGCAUCAUGUUAAUUGUUCUGUGAAGGAUGAGGAAUUAAGAUUUUAAUGGAAAAAUGUAUCUCAAUAUAUGUUGUCUUGGUACCAAGAGCAGCAAUACUAGCUAAAUGUCUCUAUGAUCUGUUAGCAGGACUAUUUGCAAGGUUUAGUGCAUCAUUACUUACACCCUUCUGAUUGGCCAUGCAUCAGUGAGAAAUCAGUAAAACACAAAAACACAAGAGCUAAACCUUCAUGUCAUUUACCAGAUUUUUGCUGUCACUUCAAAAAAAAAAAAAAAAAAUUAACACACAGGUCCGUUAAUGAAAUUUUCCCGUGUAUAGAUGGUUAUGGCAUUAAUAAACAAAAGUUUGUUGUUGUUGUUUUGGGUAUUUGCCCCUGGGCCUCCCCCAUUUGUUGAGUAUUUAAUAUGUAUUUUUUUGUAUUCUUCUUUGAACCUUGGUGUCCUGAGCAGGGCGGACUCAGGUGCUCCAGUGGCUAGACUUCCAGGCAGUGGCUAAAUCUGCAUUCAUCUCUCCUGCUGCUUGUACAGGGAGACUUGUACUUGGUACAUUCAGUGUCUAUGUCCACUAACAACCUUUGAUAGGGGUGAAAGCUUGUCCCACACGUUUAAUGGUGUGGUACCCUGGCUUGUCCAAAGUAGCAUAACAAAGCAUUUGGACGCUUGGACGCCAUGUCCAUGGUGUUUUUAAUGAUAUGUAGCUGAGGGCUCGUCACACUAUGCGCAGCCUCUGUUCUUACGUGUUGCAGGUACUGACUGUUUACAUCUGUGUAAAUAUCAUCUGUUUGUGUGUGUGUGUGUGUGUGUGCAAAGAUCAAUAAACAGAAGUCUGUGCUUUCGAUUA